Molecule: messenger RNA, 534 nt
Organism: Symbiodinium natans
Lineage: Eukaryota; Dinophyceae; Suessiales; Symbiodiniaceae
Source: the annotation of a GenBank genome assembly
AUGAUUCGGGUGCGCAGCUUGUCGGGGGAAGUGUUGGCCGCCGCGCCCGCGGACGACCUCAGAAGCGUGGGCGCCGUGAAGUGCCACCUGCGCACUUUGUACAGCUACCCGGUGUGCCUGCAACAGCUCCUCGAAGAUGAGAGGGUCUUGGAGGACAGUGCUCUCCUGGAUGGGUCCCUUGACCUACAGCUGGUGAUGCUGUCGGACCUCGGCCCAGAGCAGAUGCCCAUGUGUGCACACGAGCUUGUGGAGUAUGCUGCCCAGUUUGGUCAUGUUGAAGUGGCCCAGACUGCUGCAAGCUGGCGCCAACAAGAACCUCCGGCACAGUGCUGGCACGACCGCCCUCAUGCGCGCUCUGAACACGGCCAGGUGGAGAUUGUGCGUUUGCUGCUGGAGGCUGGCGCCGAAGUGAACUUGGCAGACAUGAUCAGCGAGGACUGCUCUCAUGUGUGCAUCUGCCCGGGGACACGUCGAGAUUGUACGUCGCUUCUUGAAGCCGGUGCCGACAUGAACUUGCAGACUUGGACGGCAUGA